This is a messenger RNA of Nymphaea colorata (pocket water lily), 1526 nucleotides long. RefSeq lists its product as uncharacterized. The transcript has a single exon. The coding region runs from base 327 to 794 and encodes 155 amino acids. Lineage: Eukaryota; Viridiplantae; Streptophyta; Magnoliopsida; Nymphaeales; Nymphaeaceae. The record is from RefSeq and is a predicted model, not a curated record.
ACGACUGACCUUAAAUCAGCCGCUAGCAACGUGCCCGAGCCCACCUUGACCCACUUAUGAGUGGGAACUGGGCUCGGUCUUGUCGAGCUCGGCUCCGAGGGGGCAUUAUGGUCGUUAGGGAAUUGCUCCUCAUGUUUUCCACACCGACGAAUCUGCAGGGAUCCCGGACCCUUCAAGAAACUAUGGGACACGUGGCGGUUUUUGAGUAAGCCUACCCCCUUCGCCUCUGUAUAUAAGCUUCUCGUGUUCCCGCACACACGCAAAGACGCAAAACACGCGCUGGAGUCUGAGCACUCGCCCCCGAUCCUCUCUCUGCCUGAGAAGCGAUGGGCACUUGCUCUUCGUGCGAGGCCGCCGUGGCGACGGCGCCGGCGCCGCUUAAAGCCUCCGGCUGCGGCACGGCUAAGCUGGUGCUGCCGGACGGCGACCUCGAGGAGUUCGCGUCGCCGGUGAAGGCGUCGUACUUGCUGCGGCGCGACCCCUCGUGCUUCAUCUGCCACUCGGACGACAUGGAGUUCGACGGCUUCGUCUCGGCGGUUGGCGCCGAGGAGGAGCUCCAACCCGGCCACCUCUACUUCGCGCUGCCGCUGAGCUCGCUCCGGCACCGGCUGAGGCCCGCGGAGCUGGCCGCGCUGGCAGCGAAGGCCACCGCGGCGCUCCGGCGGAAGGGCUACGCCGGGUUCGUGGCGGAUGACCGGGAGCCCGCCUGGGGCUCGGGGAGGGACGUCGGGGCCGUUGUAUAUGGUCGGAAUGCUCGGGGUAGGCUCGAUACCAUCGAGGAAGGGAGAGACUGACCGGCUGUCUGGGUGCACAGAUGUGCGAAUGGAGUCAUGGACUGAUGAGUGUUGAUGUAAACUAACAAUGGAAGCCAUGGAGCUUGCUGAAAUGUACCUCUCGAGUUCUUGUUUCUUCUUUUUCGCGACUAAUAUCACGGAAUAUGUCAUGAUCUCUGCAACUGCUUGGAAGGCGACUACUUUUGAACUGGAUAUGGAUGGGCCUACAGAGGCACGUGAUCCCAUUUUUGGUGUCCUUUGAGGAAGAAAAGUUUGGUGAUCAGCUCCAUGGGAAGUGGGUAGAUGGUCAAAGGAGGAAAGAAACACAGCUGGUGACAGGACAGGAGAGACAGUGGAUAAAUGCAGCAGACUGUUCUUGCAUCCUCAUCAAUAGCUGGUGUGACAAGGCCGUUUCUGCAUGAAUUUCCCAAAAGCAUAAUGCUGAUAAAAAUGUGUUAUUAAUGCUUGUUCAUAUUUCUUUGAAAAGGAAACGGAAGGCGAUCAAGAUUCUCACAUUCGAAAAGGGUUGGUGGAUCUGUGUUCUAUUUUUUAAAUACGGAUGUGGACAACUGUAACCAGAUGGAGACACAUAGACUCUUGUAAUGUUUGAAAAAAGUUUGAGGGGUUAGUAGCGCAUUGGGUGGCAAGAUGGUCCACAUUUUUAAGGACUUGGGUUUAAAUUAUGAUGCGGUAGCUGUAGCAUUUUUGUGUCUCCAAUUAAUAGUAAUACAAUCGAAAAUCAAGUUGAUAGUA